Messenger RNA from Puntigrus tetrazona (Sumatra barb), 1493 nucleotides. RefSeq names its product sterile alpha motif domain containing 14 (gene samd14). Gene Ontology annotation, molecular function: actin filament binding. The transcript is spliced from 10 exons. Gene Ontology annotation, biological process: calcium-mediated signaling; neuron projection development; actin filament organization. Lineage: Eukaryota; Metazoa; Chordata; Actinopteri; Cypriniformes; Cyprinidae. The record is from RefSeq and is a predicted model, not a curated record. Gene Ontology annotation, cellular component: cytoplasm; postsynaptic density; actin cytoskeleton. The coding region runs from base 247 to 1374 and encodes 375 amino acids.
UGUGUGUGUGUGUGUGUGUACGCAGAGUAGCCCAAUGACGUUGUAAAUUUGUGCUCAUCCAGGAACAGAAGUCCUCCAGCAGCAUCCCGUGAGCAGGGCAGAGGAGCAGUAUGUCAGUCCAUCUCAGCAGCUGAGCUUUGCUGUGGGAUACGCAACUACAUAGAGCCUCUGUUUGCCCUGAUUGUCAUCUGCGGCUAUUAUAGCAGAGGUGAGCUAGGUUAAUGCUUUCUAUAAAGAAUAUUGAAGAUGUCCUCCACUCCGCUGGCCGAGGCAGAAGAGGAUGUGUUUGAUCUGACGGAGGCGGUUCCAGAGACCGAACGGCUUGACAGCAGUCUACAGAAAGCCAAAGCACAACUGUCAAUCAAAACCAGGAGACAUCGGCCCUCCCGAACCCGUCUGAGAGACAGCGUGAGCUCGAUAGAUGGAGAUGACAGCAUUGAUAGAAUGAGUUUUGGUGGCUCUGUGCAAACCUCCUCUUCUCCAGUCCAUCCUUCCUUUCGCUGCUCUUCUCCCUCCUCUGACCUGCUCCUUUCCUCCCCUUCCUCACGGAGAGACCGAACAUUCACCUUUGACCCCUACACUGUGGUUGGAGAAAGGGAGGCACAAGAUGAAAGACGAAGCUACAGGCACCUCCUGAACACCUCUUCUCAAGAGGCUUUGCCUCUCACCCCAUCUAAGUCUCCCUCCAGACCCUGUGUCCAUUCAGAGACAUCUUCCCCAGCCCACCUUUGCCAGGCGGACCACCUCAAGUCACGUGAGGGCAGCCAGCCCCUUCUACAUUAUGGAGAAUACUCACAAAGCGAAGACGACAGUCAUGACACAGGCCCUGAUGAACCUGAUAGUCCAACGGUGCUGCUGGACAAGAAAACCAGGAGACGUUUUCUUGAUCUAGGGGUCACUUUACGUCGCACAUAUGGAAAGGUCAGGAAAGACAGAUCCAACAGACUAUCAGCAGGAAAUCGGGAUUCGGAGAGAGCAGAGAACCGGUCCUCACGUUCCUCUGGUCCACCGUUUGUGCCUUUCUCCUGGUUUAGCGAAAGAUUAAGAGGUUCUGGCUCCCCCAAGAACGUCCAGUCCCCCUCCAGACCUUUCACCCAGGGCUCCAGUACUGAAGAGGAUUUUGAUUCUUCAGUGGGUUUACUGGAAGACUGCAGACCCUGCAAAACUGAGUCAUCACAACCUUAUCAGACCCUUCCCGAGCAUUCAGAUGGGAAUGACUGUGACAGCAGCCGUGGCACAGAUUUCAGUUUUAAAAAGAAAAUGCUUUCCGCUGCUGGUAAAGAUAGGACAGAGAGACAGAACGGAGUUCACGGAAAACGGGACAGCGGGAAAAAUGGACACAGUGAAGAUGGACAAAAAUUACUGACCACUUGAUGGCGAUUCUGAAAGACUGAAUACAAUACGCUGCAGGUGCCAUUAUUAAUGUCAAACGUUGCGUGGGCUUUCACAAUGUAUUAUUGAUGGAUAUAGUAAUAAAGAAAACUUGCAAACUU